AUGCCUUUCAAGCCAGAGAUCUACUACGAACCGGACCAGAAGGUCUGGAGUGGUUCGUAUGAAGCCCCAUACUUCUCCCCUGACCUGUCCGUGGGUGAGAUCACAUUUACGGAAAUGCAGCGUCAUCCGCAGCUGAUCGCACAGAUCUCUGCUUCGGAAAACACCACGCUGACCCGUGAGGAGCUGUUUUUGAACUCGCAGAGCAUUGCUUGUUAUAUGCGCAACUUGGGUCUGUAUCAAUCGGAUAUUGUGGGCAUUAUUGCCAGGAAUACGACGCAUAUGUCCGCCGUGGUCUAUGCCUGCCUUUUCAAUGGCAUUGCCUUCCAUCCCCUGAAUGUUAACUACAUGGAGAACACCAUUGAGAAGCUGUUCGAAAUUACACAGCCUAAGAUCAUCUUCUGUGACGGUGAUGAAUACGACAAGGUGAAGGCAGCCACCACCAAGCUGGAUGUUAAGAUUGUUACCAUGCGCAACCACAAGGAUGGCUCCAUUAAAAUAGAGGAUGUGGUGGCCACGCCCAUUCACGCAAACUUUGCACCUGUGCGCCUGGAGCAGGGCAAUAACCAAACGCUGGGCAUUCUCUGCUCAUCGGGCACCACCGGCGUUCCCAAGGCCGUCACCAAUGCUGGAGCACACAAAUUCUUCAGCACAACCAAAUAUUUGAUUUCCGCGGACAUUCAAUACUGCCACAGCACUCUCGACUGGGUGACUGGCUUCACUGCGGUCAUAUCGAGUGGUGUGCACAGCACCUUGCGCAUUAUAUCCGCUGAGAACUUCGAUCCGACGCUCGUAUUGAACCUUAUUGAGAAGUACAAAAUCACUUGGCUGCUGAUUGCGCCCUCUCACAUGGCCAUGCUGGCGAAUAGUCCAGACUUCGAGAAAAUCAAGAUGGAUAGCCUCAAGCACUUUAUAUAUGGCGGCAUGUGCUGCUCUGUGGAGGUUCAGGAGCGUAUACGCAAGCGUUUGAAUAAGGGCGUACUGCAGUUCGCCUAUGGCUUCUCGGAGCUGGGCUCCACGAACUGCACGCUCAACAAGCAUUAUGAUGAGAAACCCAAUUCGGUUGGUCGCAUUUUGCCCGGACAAAAGCUGAAGAUCAUCAACGAGAAAGGCGAGGCACUCAACCCGAAUGAAACGGGUGAGAUCUGUAUCAAUCCCUGUCAGUACUGGCCCGGCUACUACAAAAAUCCAACUGAGUCGCGCAAUGUACGCGAUAAGGACGGCUGGUUCCAUACCGGCGACUCGGGCUACGUCGAUAACGAUGGCUUCCUGUACAUAUCGGGUCGCAUUAAGGACAUGCUGAAGUUCCAGAACAUCAUGUACUAUCCCAGUGAUAUCGAAGAUGUCAUCACCAAAAUGCCAGGCGUGGCCGAGGUCUGUGUCUUUGGCAUUCACAAUGACAUCAACAUGGAAGAGGCCGCAGCCUCAGUAGUGCCUAAGCGAGGCGCCAAAAUCACGGCCGAGGAUGUGGUUAAGUAUGUCAAAGAUAAUGUCAGCACAAACUAUCUGCAGCUGCAUGCGGGCGCACUUAUUGUCGACGAUAUCAAACGCCAGCCCAACGGAAAGACCAGUCGAGAGGCCACCAAGCAGCAUUUCAUAGAGAAUAAGAGUAAAUAA
Molecule: messenger RNA, 1614 nt
Organism: Drosophila hydei
Lineage: Eukaryota; Metazoa; Arthropoda; Insecta; Diptera; Drosophilidae
Product: 4-coumarate--CoA ligase 1-like
Exons: 3
Coding region: 1-1614 (537 amino acids)
Biological process (GO): long-chain fatty acid metabolic process; fatty-acyl-CoA biosynthetic process
Molecular function (GO): long-chain fatty acid-CoA ligase activity
Source: RefSeq, a predicted model, not a curated record